GUUGAAUCGACUUUGGUUUUAGGACGACAGCGCGACGCCAUCCUUGUUCCACUCUCCACUCAUCCCACCUGCUGCAACAUGUCCACCGCAGUCCUCAUCUUUGGCGACAGCCCAUUCAGCGAGAGCGUCGCGCAAAAGGCCACGGCAAAGGGCGCGACCGUCUACUACGCCACGCCAGUCGCGCCGGCGUCGUUCAAGAACAUUACCGUGCUCACCACGUCGUUCAAGUCGCACGACUCGAUCAACCAGGCGUUCGCGACCGUCUUUGACGCAAAGCACACGCGCAUCAGCAUCGUCGCGGCCUUCGUCCCGCCCCCGCCCAGCCCCGGUAUCCCGGGCGCCGACCAGGCCGCGCUCGACGCCGUCGUCGACCCCCUCAUCCGUGCCACCAAGGUCGCGCUGUGGUACUUCCGCCGGUAUGACAAGAUCGCCCGUCGCCAGGUCUUCCUCGGCAUUGAUGGCAAGGACCCCAUGACCAAGGCCGCGCGCGGCUCGGUUCUCGGCCUGUUCCGCUCCCAGCUCGAGCGGUUCGAGGUCAUCGACGUCCUGUCCGACUUUGUCGAGGUCGAGGACCUAUCGCAGACCAACGCGCAGGUGGCGGCCGACACGGUCGUGCGCGCCGCCACGGACAGCUCACUGAAGGAUGCGCAUGUGUGGACGGUGCGCGGCGGCGUCGCGACCCAGAAGAACCGCGAGGUCGGCAUGGUCCUCGGGUCGCAGUACACGCUGCUCCAGGCCCGCUUCAAGCGCAUCCUCCGCUCGCAGGAGCGCAUUACGCGCCUCAAGAACCUCUCCGAGGGCAAGGGCGCCAGCUUCCCCUACAUCCUCUUUUUUGCCCCCAUCCGCCUCCUCGUCUGGCUCGUGUCCGUCAUCCACGGCGUUGGAAACAACAAGGCGCCCGUCGCCAGGAAGCUCAAGCAGUAGUCACCUUUGUACCUGUCCUAUACCGUUGUCCAUG
Messenger RNA from Vanrija pseudolonga, 958 nucleotides. RefSeq lists its product as uncharacterized. Lineage: Eukaryota; Fungi; Basidiomycota; Tremellomycetes; Trichosporonales; Trichosporonaceae. Bases 79 to 924 code for a protein of 281 amino acids. The record is from RefSeq and is a predicted model, not a curated record. The transcript is spliced from 4 exons.